AGCCUGUCGCCCGUCGCCUGGUACGAAGUAGCCUGUCCAGCGCCCAGCGUCGUCUCGCCCGCCCGCGAGCUGCCUCCGCUCGCUGAUCGCAGACCCGCACACCGGCGAGCUCUGAGAGCCGCCCCAGCACCGCACCCCUCGACGAGCAGCCCCGACGAGCCGCUGCCGUCGCCUGCCACCAUGGACGCCGCGGGCCAGCCCAACCUGCGCAUCACCAUCAUCGCCGCCGAUGGCCUGUACAAGCGCGAUGUCUUCCGCUUCCCGGACCCCUUCGCCGUGGCCACGAUCAACGGCGAGCAGACGCGCACCACCAGCGUCAUCAAGAAGACGCUGAACCCCUACUGGAACGAGAGCUUCGACAUGCGCGUCAACGAGGAGAGCGUGCUCGCCGUCCAGAUCUUCGACCAGAAGAAGUUCAAGAAGAAGGACCAGGGCUUCCUUGGCGUCAUCAACGUCCGCAUAGGCUCCGUCAUCGACCUGGAUGCGGGGGGCGACGAGAUGCUCACCCGCGACCUGAAGAAGUCGAAUGACAACAUGGUCGUGCACGGCAAGCUGAUCCUGAACCUGUCCACCAACCUGCAGGCCCCCAUCAACAACCAGGCCGGCGCUGCUGCUCCGCGGCCCACGGCCUCGUCCCACCCCUCCGUGAAUGGCUCCGCCGCCGGCGUCUCGACCCCGCACCAGUCGACCCAGAGCCUCAACCCCAACGCCUACCCCGGCCAGCGUCCAGCACCGUCCGCCCAGGCUUCGGCGCAGCGGCUCAGCCAGGCAGGCCCGACAGGCCCGCCCACCACCGCGCCGCCCGUCUCCACCAACGGCGCGCCUGCAGCAGGACAAACGCAGAACCCGGGGUACAGUGCGUUUGAAGACGCGCAAGGACGGCUGCCCAACGGGUGGGAGCGUCGCGAGGACCACCUGGGCCGCACGUACUACGUCGAUCAUAACACGAGGCAAACGACCUGGAUCAGGCCCGGCGCUGGCUUCAGCGAGAGCGAGAACCGCACCGCAGUCGCAGCAUCGACCCAGCAGGAGCGUGUCCGCCACCAGAAUCGCAUGCUGCCCGAGGACCGCACAGGAGCCAAUUCUCCUACCCUCGCCGAUCGACAGCCUUCCCCGCCAAACGCAGGUGCUGGUGCUGCUAAUGCUGCGAGCAUGAUGGCGACCGGCGCUACUACCGCUGGCACAGGAGAGCUGCCUUCAGGCUGGGAGCAGCGACACACGCCAGAGGGGCGACCUUACUUUGUGGACCACAACACGCGCACAACCACCUGGGUGGAUCCCCGCCGACAGCAGUACAUCCGCAUGUACGGCGGGCAAGCGGCCAACGGUAGCACCAUCCAGCAGCAGCCCGUCUCCCAGCUCGGACCUCUGCCCUCUGGGUGGGAAAUGCGACUCACAAACACUGCACGUGUGUACUUUGUGGAUCACAACACCAAGACGACAACCUGGGACGAUCCGCGACUGCCGUCUUCCCUGGACCAGAACGUGCCGCAGUACAAGCGUGAUUUCCGCCGCAAGCUGAUUUACUUCCGCUCGCAACCCGCUCUCCGCAUCGUCAGCGGCCAGUGCCACGUCAAGGUCAGGCGAACGCAUAUUUUCGAGGACUCGUACCACGAGAUUAUGCGCCAGUCUGCUGCGGACCUGAAGAAGAGGCUGAUGAUCAAGUUUGACGGCGAAGACGGUCUGGAUUACGGAGGUCUGUCUCGUGAAUUCUUCUUCCUGCUCUCGCACGAGAUGUUCAACCCCUUCUACUGUCUCUUCGAGUACUCGGCACACGACAACUACACGCUGCAGAUCAACCCCCACUCUGGCAUCAACCCCGAGCACUUGAACUACUUCAAGUUUAUUGGACGUGUAGUCGGACUCGCCAUCUUCCACCGUCGCUUCCUGGACGCCUUCUUCAUUGGUGCGUUCUACAAGAUGAUCUUGAGAAAGAAGGUCGCACUGCAGGACAUGGAGGGUGUCGAUGCCGACUUCCACCGCAACUUGGAGUGGAUGUUGAACAAUGACAUCACUGACGCGCUGGAGCUUACUUUUGCUACCGAUGACGAGAGGUUUGGUGAGACUGUCAGCAUUGAGCUGAAGCCGGGCGGCGAUGAUCUCGAGGUCACGAACGAGAACAAGCACGAAUACGUCGAGCUGAUUACAGAGUGGCGAAUCCAGAAGCGAGUCGAGGAGCAGUUCAGCGCCUUCCUUAGUGGAUUCCACGAGCUCAUUCCUCCGGAUCUUGUCAACGUCUUCGACGAGCGCGAGCUUGAGCUGCUCAUCGGUGGUAUUGCUGAUAUCGAUGUCGAAGACUGGAAGAAGCACACCGACUACCGCGGCUACACGGAGAACGAUGAGGUCAUUCAACACUUCUGGAAGUGCAUUCGCAGCUGGGACGCCGAGCAGAAGUCGCGCCUGCUGCAGUUCGCAACCGGAACCUCGCGUAUCCCCGUCAACGGAUUCAAGGAUCUGCAGGGUAGCGACGGGCCCAGGCGCUUCACGAUUGAAAAGGCCGGUGAGCCCAAUCAGUUGCCAAAGUCUCACACAUGUUUCAACCGCCUCGAUCUCCCGCCGUACAAGACGUUCGAUGCGCUCAACGGCAAACUCACCAUCGCCGUGGAGGAGACCGUGGGCUUCGGCCAGGAGUAGACGUUGUCGUGUCAUUCAUUGCAUUAGUGUAUA
Messenger RNA from Boeremia exigua, 2667 nucleotides. RefSeq lists its product as uncharacterized. The transcript is spliced from 7 exons. NCBI's taxonomy places the organism in Eukaryota, Fungi, Ascomycota, Dothideomycetes, Pleosporales, Didymellaceae. The coding region runs from base 181 to 2634 and encodes 817 amino acids. Gene Ontology annotation, biological process: ubiquitin-dependent protein catabolic process. The record is from RefSeq and is a predicted model, not a curated record. Gene Ontology annotation, molecular function: ubiquitin protein ligase activity; protein binding.